Anopheles marshallii is the source of this 1290-nucleotide messenger RNA. RefSeq lists its product as uncharacterized. The record is from RefSeq and is a predicted model, not a curated record. The coding region runs from base 1 to 1290 and encodes 429 amino acids. The transcript is spliced from 3 exons. NCBI's taxonomy places the organism in Eukaryota, Metazoa, Arthropoda, Insecta, Diptera, Culicidae.
AUGAUUCUGCAAAUACCGAAGCUAAACCUGAAGACGGUAGAAGUAUGUCUCGAGAAGCAUAAACUGACCGCCGGUUCGGUUAAAUACAGCGGAACACGCAGCACCAUUCCGGACAAACCGUUCAAGAACAUCGCGGUACUUAGCAUGAAGUUGGAAAAUAAUUCCACUCACCCGCGAAGCAUGGCCCGACGAUCGUUGACGGCGGAUAUAAACCAAAUGGAACAAAGGGGAGCAAAGCGUAGCAGCAAGACCCAGAUCACAAAACACAUCAUCCUGUUGGAAUUCACCGGCAAAGAGCAAAACGUUAGCUCAGCUAUCUGCACAAAAUGUAGCGCAGCAAAUGAGAACUGCAGCGCUAUCUUCAGCUUCUUAUACUGGAUUCAAUUUCAGCAAGGAGAAACCAAGGCCGAAAAGGAGAAUAAUAGAAGCAAAGUUCCUAUUGAAGAAAACGCAGCAAAAAAGCGGAUGUUAAAACGGGAAUGCCGUGUGUUGCUGGAACGUGUAGACUAUGAGAAUUACAAGCCCAAUCCCGUGUUAAAGAAGCUCCAGGUAGAAAGCAUUCCCUGCACACCAGACGAGCUCGAACUGGCGCGCAAGCUCUCGAUGGUACACUUGAUUCGAGAGUUUAAGGGCGAUGAUGCCGAUCAGUUCCUUGCAUUCUGCACCGCUCGCAUGAAAGCACGAGUGUGCGAUAACGUUGCAUUACUGACGAUCGGUCAAGCCGACACGGAUAUUUGGCACGAAUUGCGCAUCGGUCGCAUUACGGCGUCACGCAUCCGUGAAGCAGCCCACUGCACCAUGAUGAACGGAUCCCUGAUGCAAAGUAUUAUGGGUGUUUCGUCCGGAUUUUCGUUCGCUAUGAAACGCGGCACCGAUCUCGAGGGACACGUGCUGGUCGAACUACGCAAAGAAUAUCCCGGAUUGCGGAAUGCCGGACUGAUGCUGGAUCCAAACUGUCCGUGGAUGGGAGCAUCACCCGACGGUAUAUGCGACGAGUUUGUGCUCGAGAUUAAGUGUCCGUACACGGCGAAGACGCACGCUUGCUACGUUGAUGUGAACAAACUUGCGCCAAAGUAUUACGCCCAAAUACAGUUACAGAUGCACGUAACGCAGCGGAAGAAGGCACUGCUGGCCGUGGCGGCACCCGAUUUCGAAAAGACGAAACAAAUCACGAAAGUGUGGAUCAAUUACAAUAAGAUGUACGUCGACGAGGUAAUCGAGUCGGCAUUCGAUUACUGGUGUAAAGCCGUAUUCAAGGCGUUGCUGCGUAAGCGCACCAACAAAAAGUGA